UCGUAGAAAAACAGAGAGGAGAUGGCGGGGAAAGUGGUGAGCUUGAAAGAGGAAGAGACAGAAGAAGCAAAAGAAAUAACGAACCAGCAACUGAAGGAGAGAAAAGUGUCAUGGGCAAAGUUGCGCCGUGUCGACUCUCUCAAUUUGGAGGCCGGAAGGGUUUCCAUGAAUGGAAGGCAUGGCUCACAGGCAAAUAACUGGCAUAGAACGUUGAGUUUGGCAUUUCAGAGCAUUGGGAUUGUGUAUGGGGACAUAGGAACGUCUCCGCUCUAUGUGUAUGCUAGCACUUUCCCUCAUGCUAUUGACAACAAUGACGACAUUAUAGGGGUACUGUCUCUCAUUAUCUAUACCAUAGCGCUCCUGCCUCUACUUAAGUAUGCCUUCAUCGUGCUAUGGGCUAAUGACAACGGUGAUGGAGGGACAUUUGCAUUGUAUUCCUUGAUCUGCCGACAUGCAAAGGUGAGCUUAAUUCCAAAUAACCAACCAGAAGACAGGGAGCUAUCAAACUACAAACUUGAAAUACCUUCCAACGAGUUAAAACGAUCCCAAACCAUCAAGAAGAAGCUCGAGAACAGUAAAAUUGCAAAAUACAUCCUUUUCCUUGUCACCAUUAUGGGAACUUCAAUGGUUAUUGGAGAUGGGGUUCUUACUCCUUGCAUUUCAGUCCUUUCUGCCGUGGGCGGGAUCAAGUCAUUAGGCACAGAUGCUGUCGUGGGGAUUUCUAUAGCAAUCCUGAUCAUACUCUUUUCUGCUCAAAGAUUUGGCACUGACAAAGUGGGAUUCACCUUUGCACCUAUUAUCCUUGUGUGGUUCAUGUUCAUCGGUGGCAUUGGACUUUACAAUUUAUUCAAACAUGACAUUAGUGUAUUACGUGCUUUCAAUCCAAAAUAUAUCAUCGAUUUCUUUAGACGAAAUGGGAAAAAGGGAUGGAUUUCCCUUGGGGGAAUAUUCCUCUGCAUUACUGGGACCGAGGCCAUGUUUGCUGAUCUGGGUCACUUCAGUGUCAAGGCAAUCCAAGUGAGUUUCUCUUGCAUCACAUUUCCGGCGUUAGUACUUGCAUAUAGUGGGCAAGCAGCGUUCCUCAGAAAGUUCCCAGGGAAGGUGGACGAGACAUUCUAUGACUCAAUACCAGACCCUUUGUACUGGCCAACGUUCGUUGUGGCAGUAGCAGCUGCCAUCAUUGCCAGCCAAGCUAUGAUAUCUGGAGCAUUUUCAAUUAUCUCUCAAUCCCUGAGUUUGGGUUGUUUUCCAAGAGUUAAGGUUGUUCAUACCUCUGCUAAGUAUGAGGGCCAAGUAUACAUACCUGAGAUCAACUACAUGCUCAUGGUUGCUUGUGUUAUAGUCACUGCAGCCUUUAAGACCACAGAAAAAAUUGGUAAUGCAUAUGGAAUUGCAGUGGUUAGUGUAAUGGUGAUAACAACAUGUUUGCUUACUCUAAUAAUGUUGGUGAUAUGGAAGACUAGCAUAUGGUUGAUUGGUCUGUUCUUUGUGGUGUUCUUUUGUGUCGAGGUGGUUUAUGCAUCUGCGGUGAUGUACAAAUUCGUUCAAGGCGGUUUCCUUCCUCUGGUCUUUUCUUUUUUCCUUAUGGUAAUCAUGGGGAUUUGGCAUUAUGUGCACCAUCAAAGAUACAUGUUCGAGCUAAAGAAUAAGGUUUCUAGUGAAUACAUGAAACAAUUGGCCUCUAACCCCAACAUAAACCGUGUGCCAGGAAUUGGACUUCUAUAUUCUGAGCUUGUGCAAGGUAUUCCCCCUAUAUUUUCUCACUUUGUUAACAACAUACCGUCCAUCCACUCUGUUAUAGUGAUUGUGUCGAUCAAGCCUAUUCCAUUCAGCAAAGUCGCAUUGGAGGAAAGGUUUCUAUUUCGACAGUUGGAGCCAAGAGACUACCGAAUGUUCCGUUGUGUCGCUAGGUAUGGUUACAAUGAUAGAAUGGGGGAACCCAAAGAGUUUGAGGAACAACUAGUUGAGCAUUUGAAAGAAUUUAUCCGCCAUGAGCACUUCGUACUUGAAGGAGAAAUAACAAACGAGGCUGUUUCAACUGGACAGUCAUCGAAUGCGGAAGAAUCAGCUCAACAAGUUAACCAGCCUCGUGGUUCAUCAGGGCGCAUUCUAUCAUUUAAUACUGCUGGAUCAACAUCUAACGGAAUAGUCUGUGCACCCGUCAAAGGAGCUGCAGAGGAAACUCAGUUCGUGCAAGAGGCCAUGGAGGAAGGCAUAGUUUAUCUGCUGGGACAGACGGAAGUGGUGGCAGGAUCAAACUCGUCAUUGUUCAAGAGGAUAGUGGUCAACCAUGUCUACAGUUUCUUGAGGAAAAACUUUAGGCAAGGGGAGCAAGUCAUGAGAAUCCCACGGACUAGGCUUCUGAGGGUUGGAAUGACCUAUGAAAUAUGAGAUCACAGUGUGUGUGAAUCCGUGAUCUCAAAUGAACAAACAAGAUUGCCUAAUGUGUUUCAAUAUGUGAAUUUGUGUGUGGCCCUGAUACGAACUAUAAUUAAGUGAUUAGCUUAAUGACUAUUAGGGGUUUAAUUUUGAAUUAUUAGGCUUAUUCGUGUUUUAGUAAAGUUUGCUAUAAUGGCGAGCUGGCAAGAGUCAGUCAUAACUUGUAUAAGACACUAGCUUGGAGUAUUGAUGGUAUGAGAAAUAUUUUACAAAAGAAACUAAAUACAAAAAUAUAUUGGAGCUCUGCUUCUUCUCUC
This is a messenger RNA of Pyrus x bretschneideri (Chinese white pear), 2696 nucleotides long. RefSeq names its product potassium transporter 5-like. Lineage: Eukaryota; Viridiplantae; Streptophyta; Magnoliopsida; Rosales; Rosaceae. Gene Ontology annotation, biological process: potassium ion transmembrane transport. Gene Ontology annotation, molecular function: potassium ion transmembrane transporter activity. Gene Ontology annotation, cellular component: membrane. The record is from RefSeq and is a predicted model, not a curated record.